Mixia osmundae IAM 14324 is the source of this 1999-nucleotide messenger RNA. RefSeq lists its product as uncharacterized. Lineage: Eukaryota; Fungi; Basidiomycota; Mixiomycetes; Mixiales; Mixiaceae. The transcript is spliced from 3 exons. The record is from RefSeq and is a predicted model, not a curated record. The coding region runs from base 166 to 1875 and encodes 569 amino acids.
GCCCCGCAGCUUCAUUAGCACCAUGCCUACUCGAUCAAAAGUACUGUUCUCAGAAGCUUCGGAAGCUUCAUGACCGGCGCGUCGUCUCGCUCAUAUAGGAGCCACCCUCCCCAACUGGCGCCCUAGCCUCGCGCCAGUUCCUCGUCCGCUGCCUCAAUCGCAAGUAUGUCUAAGGAAGGAACGGCAAAAGCGUUGGGAGCGGCCGCCAAGGCUCAGGCAGCAACGCCCCAUGGAGGCAAUCUGUUCGCGACCUCUAUCAUCGGACUCGACCACGCCUUCUUCGUGGGUAUGCCAACGGCCGGUCGCAUAUUGCUCUAUGUCCUUGCUGGUCUGUAUGCCAUAGGCAUCAUUUGCUUGCUCACCGGCUUCUUUGCUCGAUGGCGAAGAGGCGCGUUCUGGCUCGUCAGGCUCAAGACAACCCCGAGCGGCACGUUCAUUCGCCCCAACGCGACGGUCCUGCACAGUUUCUUCGCCUUUAUCUUCAUCGUAUUAGCGGAAGCAUACAUCUGGAAGAGCCUACAAGCACUCGAUGUCGGCGCCAAUCUCGACAGGAUCAUUGCGUGGAAGGGUCUCAUUUGGACACCGCUCUGGCUGUCUGGCUGGGCAGAAACAACAGGCGUCGCCAGUCAAUACCUGACAAGCUCCCGCGGCCAGCUCGGCGUACGCAAGUCUCGCAUUCCUGCCUGGGCGUUCAACACGGUCGCGCUCGUUAUGCCAGCCGUGUUGGUGGGUCUACAGAUGGGUCUCUUCAGCCUGGCCUCCAUCAAGUUUGAUCAAAUGUACUCGGUCUAUCUACAAACGCGCGCUAUCCUUGUACAGUACGAGCCAUCCUGGACGCCAGCCGGCGCGGCAACCGUCCAAGGCAUGGCGCUCUCGCAAGAGCUCCUACAUCUCACUGCCGUCAUUUAUGAUCGCCAGACGCCCUUCUUGCGCUGGUUCUCUGCCGGCUGGAUCUCACUUGCGGUCUGUACUGGCAUCAUGUACUCUAUUUAUGUGCCAUUUGUGCUCGUCCACGUUCGCGAUCUGAAGCGCCAGAUCGUGCACCUGACUGCUUCCGAGAGAGUCGCAGCUCAGCUGCCUUCCUCUGGUCACAUCUUAUCGAAACCCUAUCCUGCCGUCGAGAUGGACCGCACGCACAAUAGCCAGAACAGCCAGACGAGCUUCGGAAGUGACGAGAAGACGCUGUCGAGCGACAAGUCGCAUGCAUCGAAGCCAUCUUACAGUUCCUCAGUCACACCUUACGAGCUGGCCCGCGUGAGCUUGCAGCAGGAGGCACCGCAUGCCCUUGCUCGCGUGCCAUCGCGUUUUCAGAGAGCGCUCGGAAGCCACGAUGAUGGUCUGUCAUCUGCCGAGCGACACAUUCGCGCGCUACGACGCGCUUGCCGCCUACGACUGUACUCCGUCGUCGUCAUUACCAUCGUGGUCGCGUUAUACGCCGUGCUCGUGAUCUGGCUGGCCGUCGACCCGGCACAGGUCAUCAUGGACGAGAGCAGCUUCACCGUCAACACUGUCGCAUCUCUCAUGAUCUACUGCAUCCUCGGCCUUAUCAUGCAAAUCUUCUUCGUUCGUGCAUCGUUCGUCGACAAACGUGCGGUCGAGUCUUGCAACGCAGAAAACGAAGUUGCGCAUCUCGACAUUGGCCAUGCAUUUGCAUCUGCUCCUAUGCGCACCACAACGAGCGUUCUGUCCGCGCCGAGUCUCAGUCGGCAAGGUCGCCGCGCAGUCUCGCUUGCCGAUGCAGUCCAUGUCCACGUUCUGCAGGUUCAGAAUGUCAGCGAGGCAGUCAACGAGGCGCACGAGCUGCAUCGACCGGCCUUUAUUUCGCGCUCAACGGACUCCUUCCAAUCAUGCGAGACGACCGGUCGGGCUCUGUAAGUGAGAAGACUUUGGCUGUACAGUAUGUCUGUUUGCACGCCCACAGCGCAAUGCCUGGCCACUUCGCGACGUUGUAUAAACAUGAAGAAUGCAAUGCAAUGCAACACGAUUGAUCUACAUGCUC